AUGCGACAGGGCAGUCAAAAUCAAUGGCAUACAUCCGGAAUUAUUGCUCCUCUACUCAUCAAUGCCAUCAUGGGUACAUUAUCAAAACCUCAAAUGACAUCUGUUACAGCUUAUAUGGAAAUGGGACAAGCUCCAGCAACUAUACAUGUCCAUGAUGAGCUAGUUAAAGAGACGGUUAUGUAUUUAAAAAAGUUGGGAGAGAAAUCAGAACGAGCGUCGAAUAAGAUCUGUGCAGCCUGGCAAGAGCUUUCAGAGGAUUUUGUGUGCAGUGAACAGGUCAAAUUAGCGAAGAGAAGAACACCUCAGCAUCUGGAGACAAGAAUGCUGGGGUGGGUAUCAGGUAUCGCCCUGAUACAUUAUGUUUCUGAUGACCCGCCGUCAGAAGGAUGUAAAAAAGGCGACUGGGAUGGUACGGGCAUGUGA
Molecule: messenger RNA, 423 nt
Organism: Strongylus vulgaris
Lineage: Eukaryota; Metazoa; Nematoda; Chromadorea; Rhabditida; Strongylidae
Source: the annotation of a GenBank genome assembly